Molecule: messenger RNA, 16803 nt
Organism: Plutella xylostella (diamondback moth)
Lineage: Eukaryota; Metazoa; Arthropoda; Insecta; Lepidoptera; Plutellidae
Product: midasin
Biological process (GO): ribosomal large subunit export from nucleus; ribosomal large subunit assembly
Cellular component (GO): preribosome, large subunit precursor; nucleus
Molecular function (GO): ATP binding; ATP hydrolysis activity
Source: RefSeq, a predicted model, not a curated record
AACAUGUGCGCCGCUGUCGUUGUGCGGUGUGCUGUAUUUUGUUUGCCUAAAACUUUUCGGCAAGUUGCUAUUUAGUUAACAGUUAUCCAAAUAACUCAUGCAAGUUUUGCAUGAAAUGUGUAGAAAUGUCCUAUCCUAAUUUAACUGUUGCCCUCAAAGCUUUGGGCCUUCACGCCACAACAACAGAGCUAGCGGAAGCAUGUCAACAUGUUGGGAAAUGUCUUGCAGAUCAAUCUAUGGGACUUCAAGGAGCUGUACAAGUUCUCUCUGAACACAUAUUAAAUUUUGAUGAUGCAAAACUAUUCAAAAAAUACCUUUCAAACAUACUUUUGGCUGUGGUUUCAUCCAAAGUGCCACUGAAACCCGUUUUCUCUAAGCCCGAGUUUCAAAGUUGCUGUGAUUCGGAGAAAUGGAACCACUUGGAAUACUCUGUGGUCCUGGCUAUCCUUUGUGAUCAUCCCGAUGUUAUGCAAUAUGCACUGAAGUAUUUUGAAAUCAACCCUAUACCACCAUAUGAAGUGUUUAUUGACCACAAUGAGGCAUACAAGGUGGCACCGAAGAAACGAAGGCUGCAAGACAGUCGACAGAAGAUCACGGACCAACACAUAGUCACAUGUUGCUACACAUUGCUGUCCAAACUUCCUAAUGAAUUGUCCAUGAAAUGGGACUGGACCAAUUUCGUCACUGGAUUUGGAAGCCAUAGUGAUCCUAAUAUAAGAUGGAUGGUCAAGGAGUGUAUGGUGAUCUUGACAAACAUGACAGAAGUGGAAUCUUCCUUCCUGGCCAAGAACAUGAACUUGACACCCAGACAUACUUUAGAAAUCCUGAAUAAAUCUAGCAAGGACUCAGUUUUCACAGUUGAUGAGAGUAUAUCAGAUGCAAACUUUGGAGGAGAUAGUGUUAUUAAUAUUGAUGGUAUUUUGCUGCCAAUCUUUGACAAAUGUAAUGUCCAAAGUGGGAACCUAGUGCCAGUAAAAUCGUGUGUCAAUAACCUUCGUAGUCUGGCCUUGGCUGUGGCGUCAGGUCAAGCGUUAUCCCUGAUGGGCCCAGUGGGAUCGGGCAAGACGUCGCUAGUGGAACACCUGGCAGCCAUCACGGGUCGCAAGGGAUCUGCAUUCAAGAAGGUGCAACUAGGAGACCAGACGGACUCGCGCAUGCUGCUCGGCUCGCACCAGUGCACCGACAUCCCGGGCGAGUUCGUGUGGAGGCCCGGCGUGCUCACUGAGGCUGUACAAAACGGACACUGGCUGCUACUAGAAGACAUUGACUGCGCCGCUUUGGAUGUCGCAUCCACCCUCAGCUCCUUAUUGGAGAGAAAUACGCUCUCUGUACCUGGUUACAGAGACUCUUUGCCCGUCACGCCUGGGUUCCAGCUGUUUGUGACACAAAGAACCCUAGUUACAAACUAUGGCUUCCAAAAGAAAAUGUCUAGCUCAAGCACAUUGCUCCAAAAACAUUUGACCCAAAUCAAUGUAGAACCUCUAUCACGAUCCGAACUGUCAGAAAUCAUACAAACAUUGUACCCGGCUUUGACUACCAUUAUCCCGAGAAUGAUCGAAGUAUUCAUGAUGUUCUCAGUGGGUAGCCAUGACACGUCAUUGCAGACGACUGAAACCCUUAGUUCCGAUAAGGAAACUACAAAUGUAAGCAUCAUGAGAGGCUCUAGACUGAUUUCUACACGAGAUCUCUUGAAGUGGUGCUCUCGAGCUGUGGUAGGAUUUGACGUCACAAGUCCUGAAGCGGCACUGAAAGUACUACAAGAUGCCCUUGACAUAUUCACGUGCUCCGUAGCCUCGCCUGAACACAGACUGGAGUUGGCGAAGAAAGUCGGUCUGUGCUUAGGCAUCGUUGAGACUAAAUCUGAAUUCUAUUGCAAGCACUACAAGCCGAAUGUUGCUCUUAACGCGUCGGCUUUAGAAGUCGGACGCGCCAAAGUUACACGCAAAGAGAAGAGCUUGGAAUCCGUAGAUUUUGACAACAAGCAAGUAGUGUUUUCUUUCACCCGUCAGUCUGCGUGCUUGCUUGAACGAAUAGCGUGCUGCGUCACGUCGAAUGAACCGGUACUAUUGGUCGGUGAAACCGGAACCGGAAAGACGUCAUCUGUGCAAUACCUAGCUAGACAAACGGGCCAUAAACUUGUCGUCAUAAACAUGAACCAGCAAUCGGACUCUGCCGACCUCCUCGGAGGGUAUAAGCCCGUCGAUCUCAAGUACGUCAUCAAACCGCUUAGAUACGAAUUCGAGGAAAUGUUCAAAAACUUCUACAAUGUGGAGAAGAAUAAAAAGUUUCUGAAUCACAUUCACACUUGCUACGAGAGUGAGAGUUGGCCCGCUCUGCUCACGCUCAUGAAGCAAAGCCAUAAAGCAGCCGUAAGUAGACUGAAGAACGAAAAGAACGAUAAAAAGUUACAGACGUGGUUAUCAUUUGGAAUGAAGCUGACAAAGCUCGAGCAGCAAAUAAAAGCAGCUUACAGACUGACGUUUGCGUUCAUAGAAGGUUCUCUAGUCAAAGCCAUGCAGGAAGGCCAUUGGGUGUUGCUAGACGAAAUCAACUUGGCCUCAGCAGAAAUCUUAGAAUGCCUGGCCGGUUUGCUAGAAGACAAAGAUGAAACGGUAGACCUGUUAGAAAAGGGUGACAAAGUCCCUAUAAAAAGACAUCCAGAUUUCACCCUCUUUGCUUGUAUGAAUCCAGCGACGGACGUUGGGAAGAAAGACUUGCCUGUAGGCUUGAGGAAUAGGUUCACCGAGUUCUUCAUCGAUGAAUUGACCGAGAGGAAUGACUUAAUGUUGCUGAUCGGUGAUUAUUUGUACCACAUGAACCUUAGUGGAGCUGUUUUAGAGGCUAUAUUCUUAUUCUACUCAACAAUCAGGAAAGAAGCGAAGCUGAAUCUUGUUGACGGUGCAGGUAAUGCUCCCCACUAUUCGCUUCGAACCCUGUGCAGGGCCCUCACUGCUGCGGCUAAAGCCAAAUGUGGUACGGUAGCCAGGUCGCUAUUUGAGGCCUUCUGUCUUUCAUUUCUGACGCAACUGGACAGCUCUUCGCAUCCCAAAGUCGAAGCCAUGAUCGCCAAGGCUGUUAUUGGAAAGAAAAACAUCAAGUCGGUUAUAAACCAAGUAAUACCCGAACCUCAGAUUCGCGGUCAAAACUUCCUUCUAUUUGAAGGUCAUUGGAUACCGCAAGGGAAACUCGAAAUAGCGAUUCCAGAAGGAUACAUUCUAACACCGACAGUCAGGAAGAAUCUUCGUGAUAUCGCGCGUAUUAUCUCUUUGGGUCGUCUUCCCGUGUUGCUACAAGGAGACACGUCUGUGGGAAAAACAUCCCUCAUUACAUAUAUCGCCAAAGCAUCCGGAAAUUACUGUGUUCGGAUAAAUAACCACGAACAUACCGACUUACAAGAGUAUAUAGGCUCAUACGCUACUGACGCCAGUGGCAAGCUAGUGUUCAAAGAAGGCGUGUUAGUGGAAGCUAUGAGGAAAGGAUACUGGAUCAUCCUGGACGAGUUGAACUUAGCUCCAAGUGACGUUUUAGAAGCUCUAAACAGGGUCCUAGAUGACAACCGGGAACUAUACAUUCCAGAGACACAAGAAGUCAUCAAAGCUGAUCCUAAUUUUAUGCUUUUCGCGACACAAAAUCCACCAGGUCUAUACGGGGGUCGUAAAAUGUUGUCAAGGGCUUUCAGGAACCGAUUUGUGGAAUUACAUUUCGAUGAGAUACCAAGAAAUGAGUUGGAAACGAUUUUGCACCAAAGGUGUCACAUUCCGCCUGCGUAUAGCAAAAAGAUGAUAGCUGUAAUGGCGGACCUGCAAGUGCGGAGGAGAGGAUCAGCCGCCGUCCAAGGCAAAGACGGCUUCAUCACUCUAAGAGACUUGUUCAGAUGGGGCCAAAGAUACAAAUUAGCCUCCAAAGACAAGCUGACAGAAGACAAAUUCUACGAUUGGGACCAGCACAUAGCUGAUGAAGGGUACUUGGUCCUUGCCGGUAAAGUUCGACAACCAGAUGAAAGGAGUAUCAUUGAGGAAGUUAUAGAAAAGCAUAUAAAGAGGAUAGUUGGUCCGGAUAACCUGUUCAGCCUUCAUGCGACGACGUCACCAGUCACGAAACCAUAUCUGGAGCUACUUCUAAAUAACCAGCUAGAGGAGUUCUCCCAUGUCGUAUGGACUUACAAUAUGAGACGGCUGGCAGUGCUAAUAGCCAAAUCAUUCACGUUUAACGAGCCGGUGUUGCUCGUGGGAGAGACUGGCUGUGGAAAGACGACAAUCUGCCAAGUCCUGGCCACGUUGAGGAAGAGCCAACUGCUGACUGUGAACUGCCACAUGCACACGGAAAGUUCCGACUUCCUCGGGGGUCUGAGACCAGUGCGGCAGUACAAGAAUGAUGGACGAAUGUUUGAGUGGGUCGACGGGCCCUUGGUGAAAGCUAUGGAAAACGGAGACAUGUUUUUAGCUGAUGAAAUAUCGCUGGCUGACGACAGCGUUUUAGAAAGAAUGAACUCUCUGUUAGAACCGGAGAGGCAGCUAGUAUUAGCCGAACGAGGAAUGGAGGAAAGUUCAGACAUCGUAGUCAUUACCGCCGCCGAUAACUUCCAUUUCAUAGGAACCAUGAAUCCCGGUGGAGACUAUGGAAAGAAAGAACUGUCACCAGCCCUCAGAAACAGAUUUACAGAAAUAUGGUGCGACAGCGUCUCGAGCAGGGAAGACUUACUGGCGGUCCUUGAGAAGAGUGUAAACCAAGGCAUAUCAUUAGGAAAUCAAGAGGAUGGAAGUUCCGGUAUCGGCACCUGCAUUCUAGAUUUUGCCAACUGGCUGAAGAACUCGGAAGUGACUAACAAAUUCCCGUUCAGUAUACGAGAUCUUCUUUCAUGGGUCCAUUUCAUAAACAGCACUGUCAGUAAAGGACAAUUGGACACCCCUGAAGCGUAUGUGCACGGCGCUUGUAUGACUUUCUUGGACUGUUUUGGCACAGCCCUAACCGGGCACAUAGAGACUGAAACUUUGUUCUUGCUGCGAAAAAAUGCCAUCAAACUCCUUCUGGACCAGAUAAAGACCGUAGGCAACGAGUACACAGAAAGUUUAAGAGAAUCAUUGAGCAGCAAGAAAAGUAACUUUGUAGCAGAGACACAGGAUAAUAAGUUCGGUAUCAAGCCAUUCUACAUUGAAUGUGGACCUCAUGUGGGUAGUUAUAAAGAUGAGCAGAGCUUCACGUUUACCGCGCCGACGACUGGUUCCAACACGUUGCGGUUGCUGCGUGGCCUGCAGUUGAACAAGGCCAUCCUGCUAGAAGGCAACCCUGGAGUCGGCAAGACUAGUCUUGUCACGGCGCUGGCUAAGGCGUCCGGACAUAAAGUUGUCCGCAUCAAUUUGAGUGACCAAACCGAUAUAACAGAUCUAUUCGGCACAGACUUGCCAACUGAAGAUGGCUCGUUUACCUUCAAAGAAGGAGCAUUUUUGAGCGCACUGCAAAAUGGUGACUGGAUAUUACUGGACGAGCUCAACUUAGCCCCUCAACCAGUUUUAGAAGGUCUGAACGCCUGUUUGGACCACAGAGGGGAAGUGUUUAUUCCAGAGCUCGGGAAAACUUUUAAAGUUAAACAACAGACUCGUCUGUUCGCUUGCCAGAAUCCGUUGAAACAAGGCGGGGCUAGGCGAGGAUUGCCCGUCUCCUUCCUGAAUAGAUUCACACAGGUCUAUAUCGACACAUUGACAGAAGAAGACUUAAUCUUCAUUGUUGAGUCUCAAUACCCGGAUUUAUCCAAGGAUGUCCUCCACAGAAUAGUUAAAUUCAACUGCAAAGUGGCCCAUGAAGUGUCUGUGUUGCAAUCUUGGGGCCACCGCGGCGGACCCUGGGAAAUGAACCUGAGAGACAUACAAAGAUGGUGCGAAGCGUUACUUAUGGACGUAUACACCGGCUUAGACGAAUGUCCUGGAAAGUUCGUUGAAAUGCUGUACAUAAACAGAAUGAGGACCGUCGAAGACAAACAAAAGAUGACGGAAAUUUAUGACGAGUUUUUCAAUCCCGAAUAUCCAAGAAGCGAUUCUUCGCCUCAAUUUAACGUGGAAGAAGAUGGCAUAUCCAUUGGAGGCGUGUUUAUCAAAAGGAAUAUUAAGAAAGGGUUUAAGAACAGACGAGCAAUGGAAACCAACAUGGUGAUCCUGAGAAACCAAAUGCCAGUCCUCAAAGCAUUGGCCCAAAGUGUGAACAUGAACUGGUUAUCCAUCCUGGUGGGUCCAACAGCCACUGGAAAGAGCAGCGUGGUACAAGUGCUGGCUGAUCUUACGGGCAACGACCUACAAGUGGUUCCUGUGACGUCAGCCAUGGACGUCUCUGAUCUACUGGGAGGGUUCGAGCAAAUAGACUACAACAGGACCCUAGAAAAUAUAUUCGAUAAAAUCGAAACUUUAACCAUCGAGACAGUCCGAGUCACGUGGAUAACACAAGAGAGCGCCAAAUGGGGCUCCAAUAAACUACUCAGCCACCUGUAUCAAUACAAAUCAUUGCAGUCCAGCUUUACAAACAACAGCUACACGAGCGACGAAAUACAAAAGUUCAACGACAAAAUCGACCUACUUUCAAAACACUGCGAUAAACUACUCGAAUGCAAGACCAGUAGCGAUACACACAGCAGAAUACAAGAAAUAGCUGCUAGCUUAUCUGCAUUAAAAUCGAAAGUGGCCAAAACUUCGUCGGUCAAUGCUGGCGGGAAAUUCGAAUGGAUUGAUGCUCUUCUCGUAAAAACAAUGAUGGAAGGGUCUUGGCUGCUUCUUGACAAUGUCAAUCUGACCUCAGCCGCUGUAUUAGAUAGACUCAACGGCUUAUUGGAACCGAAUGGUGUUCUAAGCAUUCCCGAAAGAGGAGAAAAGAGUGAACUAACUCCGCAUCCUAAUUUCCGUGUUUUCUUCACAAUGGACCCCAAACAUGGAGAAAUCUCCAGAGCAAUGAGAAACAGAGGCAUAGAGAUAUUCAUACUAAGACCCGAGGAUUACGAGACGAGGCUUUCGGAGACGGUUUCGUUUAUGGACCUGGAUGCUUUGCUGGCGUCGUGUGGUUUGCCGAAGCAGUACCACGCUCUGAGCGUUGAAUGUCACGAGCUAAUGGCUUCAUUUGUACGAGGACUUGAGAGGCCCACAAUCUCGCACUUAUUGCAAGCGGCCCAUCUGACCUGGCAACAGAUCGUUCGGGGCAUCCCCUACACUACUGCGUUUACAAACAGCUUCUCAGAUGUUUACAUCAAACCGAGGUGUGGCGGGGACUUUUCGGCCUCCGUCACCGCAGCACUGGCUGAAAUGAAAAACUCCAUGCUCACCGCCUUGCUAAAGCUAUUAGAAGAAAAAACUAUCGACGUUCUAGAUUCAAACGAAACAAACCACACGUUGACUGUAAAAGGCCUAUGUGCGGACUCUUCGUAUGAAGUUGCCAAGCAAGAUUCGUAUCUAGCAGUCCAGCAAUGCAGUGAUAGUAAUGUCGACUUUGGUCUGCAUGUUUUAACAUCUUUAUUCGCUGCAUAUCAAAAGUGCCGGCACGAAAGACUUGACAUCCUACACAGUUUGAUCAAAGAACAGGUGGGCACUACGUCCAAUGAGAAGUUAAAGGCGUUAUGCCUGCAACUAAAUGAACUAAUCUUCAAUAAUCUAAAGAAAUUCGGAGGUGACCCUGAAACUUUCCAACGAUUUUUCCCAGAGGCGUAUGACACGACAGCAGAUUUACAGACAUCGAAUGUGAAAUCUGCAUUAGUGUACACUGAGUUGUGGAAAGUGUUUAUAAAGAGUCAAAUACCGGAAGGAAACUUCUCUACAUUCGAUUAUGCUAAAGCAGUAGCCUCCGGUGAUUUGACAGAUGAUUUCGUCGAGUACCCCAUCCUCAAACAUUCACUGCUGUACUUACAAACCGUAGACCAACUCAUCGAAAACGGUAUAAAGGCAGCCGAAGAAAACCUUGACGAUGAAAACGUAUGCAAACUAUUCCAACUUCUAAACUGGCGGUAUAGAUUCGUGAAAAUUUGCUCCGUGCCCAUAUUUACUAAAGCCAAAAAUAAGAAAACGCCAAUUCUGAAGGAGGAAAUUGUGCCAUUGCUGUAUAUCCAUAGCAAAUGGCUACAGAGUCAUUUACUAGAACAGCUUGUGAAGCUAAGAGAAGAAGGGCGGUCGUCUACAUUAUUCGACAACUUCAACAGAACAUUGAAAGACCAAAUGCUACAAGACCAAGACCACUCGAUACUAACAAAGCUUUGCAAGAAACUGAAAAAGUUGUACGGACAACCUAAACUGUACGAAAAUGCAAGCGAAUAUGAGCGCUGUGUAGAACGAGCCAACGUCUACAAUGCAGCCACACUAGACUUGAGUCAACCAAUCGAAAGACAACUACAAAAACUGGCCAUCGAAAGUUCUGGAAUAUGUGAUUUGCGUUUUGCUGUAGAUGUGCCUGAAAUUGAAGCCCUGGAAUAUAUGAAGGAAUAUAUAGCUAAAACUCUAGAAAGCAAACGGGAAGAUACCGUAGGUUUGGAACAUAGACUGAUGCCAAUCAACGCUUACGUAAUCCAAAGGGUGCUAACUCUAUUGCAAACUCAUUUGUUCCUGGUCACGUCAAAACUAAAUGUGGCUGACAAAUUGAAUGAAAAGUUUUGGAACACGGGAUCCCCGUUGGAUAUUGAAGUCAAGGAGCUUCUUAUAAAUCUUGUGGACUUGGCCAAAGUGACUAAAGGAUUCCCUCCCCAGUUUUUGACCUUUUUACAAAUGGUUCUCAAGUUGCAAGAUGGGGAAUUGACAGAGAAUUAUCAUCGCCUAUCGAGCCUUCUAUACACAUUCUGGGACGAGUUCUACUCCCAAUCCCUCGCGUCACCAGCCCAGCAUCCCCUGGUCUUCCUCACCCUGACCAACGAGCCCAAGGCAGAGGACAGCCUCGAGAUUCCUCUCAACACCAAGAGGAUGUCGACUAACCUGCCGCUCCUACCUUAUUAUGUGCAGAAGCUGACUGUUUCUGGGGAGUAUGAGGGUGUCCGCCCCACUCUCGCGUAUGAGACAGUGUCUCUGCAAGACCGCGCGUCUUACUCCGUUCAACUGGGGACGGUUCUCAACAUCGUGUGGAAAAACAUCGCUCUACUAGACACGGCUGCCGGUUAUAAGCUAAAAUCGGACGCACUCUUCGAAAUGCAAAAGCACGAACAGCUCCUCGUGUACACGCACUCGCUCGUGGCGCCAUCUAGCGGCGCGACCACCUUCGCAGAUAUACUCCAGGAAAACAUAACACUCGGUAUGACUUACUUCGAGAAACAAGACAGUAGCUUCUACGACAUGUUCGUCGAAGCUAACAAUGCUUACUACACCCUCAAAACUAGUGUGGUAUCUGAAAUAAACAACCCGAAAGAAAAGGUGAUUAUCAAGAUAAUGACAGCGAUUUUGGCUUUGCAUACAAGCACACUGACGGCGCGGGUCAUGUCCGAAGUGUCGCCCGUAGACCACGUCGAGAAGUACAAGCUGAAGAUUCAAUACAUAGAGGAGGAUGUCAAGAUAUUUGAGGCGUUGCUGAGCGCUUACUACAUGUCUGGACUCAUAUCAGGUAGCUUGGCUAGCAGUGAAGCGAUAGAGAAGGCAUCUGAUGUGUCUUCAGAGAACUAUAGACAGGGAAAUCCCAACAGACAGCUGUUAAAGAAAGUUCAUCCGUAUUGCGCCAUUAUCAUGAAUUUGAAGGACAAAACCGCUGAUAAAGUACAGAAGUACGCGUCAGGAAACACUUUCAGGCCUGCAGAGCCAUCUUACGGCAGUUUCGUGAAAGAUUGCAAGCAUUUCAGCAAGUCGGUUUUGGCCCCAGCAACACUAAAAGAUCUCUCGAAGAAUCUACAUGAAGCCGUGGUAACUUUCGACCAAGUACUCCGGUCGAACCGCGAACUGACCAAAGCAAAUGUGAAACAAGCCCAGACUGUGGUGAAGGAAACUGCGUCGUGGCUGUAUUCUGUCAAUUCCUUCUACAAGAAGAUCAAAAAGACUUACUCGGAAGCGUUCCCGGAUUUAGCGAAACCUUUGCAGAGUUCACUGUCCCAAAUAGCGAGUAGCUUUACCAACAUGAAUGACUUAGUAAAAGAGUUGCUAGUGAAGGUGGAACAGGGUACAGAGUUGAACAAAGCUGUAGUGGAUUUGAUGACGUAUCCGAAUGUUAUUCCUCAAGUGCGCGAGAAGCAUCUUCGUAGAUUCAUGGCGCCUGGUUUUGUGCAACUGUUGAACAGAAAUGUGCUGGCAGCCAACAAUGACGAUGCCUUCACUGCUGAACUUGAGAGUUUGGAAGUACUAAAGAUGAACCUAACAGAGUUAAAAAUGUCGUGCUACGCGUCUGAGCGUGUGGACGACACCAGUCUGCAAGUCAUGAUGGAGACGCUCGGAGCCGUCGUCGGGUGCUGGGAGAAGCAACAGCGGGAUAUCGAGAAGAAGAAGGCGGAUGAUGAAGCGUUAUAUGUUACUAAGUCAAAAUGUGAAGACGAAGAUGACGAGGAAGUAGCGAAAGAGGAGAUCAUGGAAAUGUUUCCCUCCUACUCCGACCACGACUUUGCCGACUUCAAGCCGAACACUCUAGAACAAAAGAAAGUCACGGCCGACCCGCAAGAGAACAAGAACAAAUUGAGACACCUCAUCACACCAGAAGACGUCUCUUUAGUAUACAACUGGCAUUCGAACUUUGUUCGCAACAUGACGUCAUCAGAAUGGCUACCCGCCCCGAAAAAGUUGACCGGUUUUGACCCGAUCAGUGCGCUGAUGCAACGGUAUCCCACAUUUAGCCGGAUUAUGCAGAACGGUUGGGAAGCGCUAGACGCUGACAUGGAAGGAGCUAUUACUCCAACUUUGAUGGUGCUUAUAUCGCAGAUCAAAGCCAAAGUUGAUGGAGAUGAAGCUUCAGGUCAAAAGGUGGACUUCUACAAGUCGGCGUGGGUGUCUGAAACCAAGCAGUGUGUUCCAUUGCUGCAGAGAGUGAAGGAUAGCACCAACGAGCUACUGGACCAAUGGCCCGACUUCCCUACAUUGAAAGACAUAAUAGUGAUAGCAAACAGGAUACUAAGCUUCCCGGUCACAAGCCCCAUAUCCCGCUAUCUCACGGGCCUCGAGCUGCUUCGAGACAAGAUCGAGGAGUGGAACAAAAACGCACACAAGGGGAAUAACCUCAUUGAGAUAUCACUAGCUGUCGGACAGCAGAUUAUCAACUGGAGGAAGCUCGAGAUGUCACACUGGAAAGAGUGUCUGAACAACUUGUAUCAGAGAAAGCAGUCAGAAGCGCACAAGUACUGGUUCUUCCUCUACUCAGUCAUCGACCUAUACCUGGACCCUUCAGCCGAGCCCGUGCCUCCAUCCAGGGUCACUGGGGUGCUUCGGGACUUCAUGGAGAAGUCCAACGUGGCGGAGUUCGAGGUGCGGUGCGAGAUACUGUACGUGUAUCAUUGCCAUGUGCUGCAUCUGCCGAGCGCGCCGAGACGAGACGAGCUCCUCUCAAUCCUAUGGAACAUGCACAACUACUACACCCAGUUCAGUUCAGCCGUGGCGUCCUACAUCAAGGAGAAACGGGCCCCUAUCGAGAAGAAACUGAAAGACUUCGUCAAGAUCUGUACCUGGGACCGCGACCUGAGCUACUGGAGUGUUAAAGAUACAGUCGACAAGGCGCACAAAGCACUUCAUAAACAUACUAAGGAGUUUGAGAAAGUCCUCAAAGAGCCGGUGUCCCAAUGCCUGGUGGACUCCAGCUCCGAAGUGACAGACCACGUGGGCAUCUGGGACCGGCCGAAGCGAGCGGCCACCGGCGCCGCUCAGGCCGGCGGGGCGUAUAUGUUGGAUGCAACUAUGUAUAUAGCACCGCCCAGGACUAUUAAGAAAUACCUCGACCAAUCAGAGCAAGCAUGCUCUAUUAUCACCGACGACAGUCUGUUAUCCAAAGUACCGAGUCUCCUGAACAAGGCGAAGGCUCUCUGCAAGGACUCGAUGGCCAACACCGGCUACCCAACGUUGGUCCAAGCGUUGGAUGACUUUGUUACUACGGUCAUUGAGACGAGCACGCAUUUGGGGACGUUGGACGUGGAAGCGUCAGCCCCCAAAGAGAAGCAAACAUCUCAAGCCAAGAACAUUCUGCAACAGAAGCGCAAAGCCCUAGCCGACCUGUUCCGGUAUCUGACGAAAAUGGGCCUUAAUUACCGCACCGGACUGUUCAUAUUGCAAGCAGCGGAGCAUGACCUCUACGACUUUACUAUAGCUCCGGUGGAUCUCACUGCCGCCAUGUCGUAUUUGAAGAAUAGGCGUUGCGACGCAUCCCUCUCGCAACUGUGGUCCGGCUGCGAGAGCUACUUCCAGAAGAACAUCGUGAGGCACAAGCAGCUGUCUGCGGCGCUGCUGCAGCCGCACCAGGACUUGGGGCUGCAGAACAUUGAGAGGUGCAAGGGAUUCGCGGCCCAACUGUUGAAAAUAACCAACACACAAAAGAAGUCGAUAUCAAAGUACUCGAGACACUUGUGCGACCUUCGCAACCUGGCCUCCAGCAUCACAUCAGCUCUGGACCUGGAUGGAGACAACAACAUCUCUACAUUAGACACUAAACUGGACAUUCUCACUGAUUGCUACGGCACCAUCAGUCUAACAUUAGAGCAGUUUAUAGUCCUCCUCAAGUCCUGCCCAGAAAAAGCUUUGAGCCAAGAAUAUGAGCCUCAAUUCGACGUGGUCUUAUCAAACUCUCCGAUCGUUCGAUGCUAUCAAAACAGCGACGAAUGGCGUACCCUUUAUGACAAAGUAAAAUCGAUCGCUGCCAUCACGAAUAAACAAAAGACUGCUCUGAGCAAACUUCGCAACACCAUGCCUAAGGUAAUCGGCAAGCGGUUUGACCUGCCGCCUGCCUCGCAGAAUCAUAUUGACGUGACAACUGAAGCGAAGAAUAAUCUAGAAACCAUAAAGAAUGAAGUGACAAGUCUGUUAGAAGAAUACAGCUUCAAAUUCAAAACGUCGACUGAAAUAGCGCCUCAACAUCCCGUACUGAAAAGUAUAAGCGGCCUCUCACAGUAUCUAAACAAAACUUUCGAAGACUUGACAGAACUUGAUCUCCUAAUCGAUGACUCCAUGGAGGAUACCAUGGAAAAACAGUCCCUAUUGGUGCAACAAACAGAAGACGUUGUCGCCACAAUGCUACUGAUCAUCCAGUCCAUUUACAAGAAACAUUUGCCAGAAAACAAAACAACUGACAGCGAUGUUUUGGACGCGAUAGAUGAAAUAAUUGAUGAUCAACAGGAGAAAGACACUUCGGACUCGGAAUCUAGAGAAAUACUCGAAGAUAAUCACUUGAAGGAGCAUUUGCAAGAGAAAUUGACGAGUGAUUCGCGUAUGCUUCAAUUGGAUUCUUUGAAUACGAAGCUUCACAGUUUACUAUCAAACUAUGCUCAGUACAUAGCUGUGUCGUCAAAUGUUGGCGAUGUCAAGAAUGUGGUGUCGAGGGUGGUGCCAAUAUUGGAGCAAACCGUUCUGUUUGUUCAGUACUUUGUAACACAGAAGGUGUCUGUGCACCGAGUGUCUUGCAAGAUGCUGUCGGUGCUAUUGAAGAUCUUCACGGACUUGACUACUAAAGGAUUCUGCAAGCCAUCCGACCUGGACAUGGAAGAGGGCGACGGCGACGGCGGCCCGGGCAAGCUGUCCAGCGGCACCGGCCUGGGCGAGGGCGAGGGGCAGACCGACGUGUCCGACAAGAUCGAGAACCAGGACCAACUGGACGACGCCCGUAAGCCGGGUGAUGAGAGGAAGGAGGAAGAGAGGGACUGCAAGGAGGAGGAGAAGGGCGUCAACAUGACCGACGACUUCGACUCGCAUCUGCAGGAUGUCGAGAAGAAAGAAGGUGAUCCGGAUUCCGACCAGGAGGACGAAGACGAUGCGGACAAGCAGAUGGGUGACACUGACAAUGCUGCUGAGAAGCUCGAUCAACAAAUCUGGGGCUCAGAAGAUGAGGAAGAAAUAGACGAAGAACAGCAACAGAAAGAGAAGAAAGAUGAGAAGGGAAGCGGCGAGAGCACGGGAGAGAAAGAGAUGGCUGCUAAAGAUGAAGAGCAAGGCGCGGACGAUGGCAGCGAAGGAAAGGAAAAGAAGCAAAAGAAGGAUAUUAAUGAAAUGGAGGAACCAGAGAUGGAUGAUGAUCAGGUGGACCCGUACCACGGCAACCACCAGCCGCUCCCGGAGCCCGAGGACUUUGAGCUGCCUGAUAACAUGGACCUGGACGGAGACGGGAAUGAAAAGGAAGAUGAUAAGGAAGGUGAAACAGAGACAGAUAACCCGUUCGAGAUCGACGUGCCGAAGAUUCCAGAAGAGCCUGAGGAAGAGCCGGGCAAGGAGAGGAACAACGAGGGCUUGGACGUGUCUGAUGAUGAUGAUGACCAGGCUGGUGACGAUGCAGGGGACAAGGAUGGGGGACAGGAAAACGACGAUGAAAAUCCAAAAGAAGGCGAAGACGAGAAACAAGAAGACAACAAACCCGACGAAACGGGAGACCAACAGGACGAAACAGAAGAAACCAACCCAGAGGGAACUCCGGAAACAGCAGACGAGCCAGAAGUCCCCGAAGAAACCGAAAAGAAGGAUGAAGAAGUACCAAGAAACCCCGAGAACGUGAACGAAGAAGAUGAAGUGGAACAGAAGAACCAGGAAGCCAACCCUCAAGCGAACCCCUCGAAUGAUGACCAGGCUACUGGUGAGAAAGCUGAAAACGCACAGAUGGAGAAAGGAACUGAUGAUAAUGUUGAGACGAAUGCUGAUCAAUCGAAGGACGAGGAUGCUGCUCCAUUUGAACAAGCCCAAGAGCAAGUCGGCGACGAGCGGCAGGCGACCGGCCGCUCGGAACUGGACAAGAGCGACCGCGGGCACCAGGGACAAAGACAGGCGGCCCCGCGCGCCGGCGCCGAGCGGGACCAGGCGCGCCGGGAGAACCAGCCCGGGCGCACUGACCAGGAGAGGACACUCGGCGAAGUGUCGGAGCGUCACAAGAAGACCCACACGCUGAACGUGGACGACGACGACGCUCCCGAGGAGGAAGGCGGCGAGCAGGAUGAGCAGGACCCUGGGGCUGAUGCCUACCAGCACAUUAAGCAGGGGCACAAGGAUGAUCUGCAGGUAGUGGACGCGGCCACAAAAGAACAAGCGGAUCAGCAGCCAACCCUUCAGCAGGAAGAAGAAGAAGCGGACAAGCUGAAGGAAGACGAAGAGGUGCCCAUGGACGUGGACGAAGAUAUGCACGUGGAAAAACCCGACAAAGAGCUCACCUCAGAAAAGAACACAAACAGCUCCGAGAAAGAGAAAGACGACGAGAGAGCGGGACAGAAGAAGGAGGGCGGCGAGGAGGCGACGGGGGACGCGGGGGUGGAGGUGGAGGGGGAGGCGGUCACGACAGCGACCGUGCCGAGAGGGAAUGAGUCUAGUUAUCAUACGAGACUGCCAGACUCCACCACCGACGCUCCCGUUGACACUCUCCCAGUAGACCAAUACCUGCACUACUCGGGCUGGCUACAACGGGCCCCUACUACCACCGCGCCCAGCGCUCUGUGGCGCGGCGCGUGGGCGCACACGCAGGCGCAGGCGCGCGCGCUGACUGAGCGACUGAGGUUACUGUUGGAGCCCACGCAGAGGACGAGACGAGCUGGUGACUUCCGCACGGGCCGCGCCAUCAACAUGCGGCGCGUGAUCCCCUACAUCGCCUCGCACUUCCGCAAGGACCGGAUCUGGCUCAGAAGAACGAAGCCAGCCAAGCGCGACUACAAGAUCGCGAUCGCCAUGGACGACUCGAGCUCCAUGUCCGACAACCGGAGCAAGGAGCUCGCCUUCGAGAGCCUGGCGCUAGUGUCGCAGGCACUAAACCUACUGGAAUCGGGCGACCUAGCCGUCCUGAGCUUCGGAGAGAAGCCCAACCUCCUGCACCCGUUCACAGAACAGUUCUCUGAACACUCCGGAGCGAACAUCUUACAACACCUCACAUUCGAGCAGACCAAGACCAAGAUAGCACAACUACUCGACUUCUGCACGGUGCUGUUCGAAGAGACGAGUGUGAAAAGUGACGCUAUAAAUGCGAAGCUGCUGAUGGUGGUCAGUGAUGGGAGAGGGAUAUUCUCUGAAGGGGAGACAAGAGUCAUCCAGGCGGUGAGGAGGGCGCGACAGAUGGGCAUCUUCUUGGUCUACGUCAUCAUCGAUAAUCCGGAUAAUAAGGACUCAAUAAUGGACAUCCGGCGGCCGCUCUUCGACCCGGUGACGAACAGCCUGUCGGGCUUCGUGCCGUACCUGGACACGUUUCCGUUUCCGUUCUACCUGGUGCUGCGCGACAUGGCGGCGCUGCCGGCCGUGUUGGGCUAUGCGCUGAGGCAGUGGUUCGAGCUGGCCGCCAAUACUGCCAGUUAGGGACGAUGUUGGAGCCAAUGGUUGGUGAUUUGAUGUGGUUAAAAUUAAAGGUGGGUAUAGAUUACAACAUUUUGUCGAGCAUUUCUGUGUAAUGUAACUUUUUACGAAUGGGACAGUACAGGCAAAAGCAUGAUUAAAAGUUCGUAAAAGAAUGAUACACUAGAACAUAUCAGAGAGCGGCUCGUAGUUCUAUUACAAGAAAAUGUUGUCGUCUAUACUCACCUUAAGGACAUAAGUAUGUGAAUUGGUAUACCAGAUUCUGAUAUUUACUACGCUGGCCUGACUGCCAGUUAGGAGCAAUGUUGGAACCAAUAGUUAGUGUUUGAUAAGGUUAAGGACAUAAGUGAAUUGGAUAUACAGGUUUAUAUACUUUUUUACUUCGGUAGCUCAGCGACCCGAAAUGAGAGAUAAAAUUCAGUGAAUAUAA